AUGUACGCCGUCGGCGCGACCGAUAAGCUGCAAGGCACCGGCGUGUGGAGCUUCAUCAAGGCUGAGCGCGACUCCGGCGCGAACAAGGCGGCGAAUAAGACGAAGCGACCGGAGCAAAAGAAGAAGACGCCGCAGCGCUUCCCCGGGGGGAAGUGACGGGACGGCGAAGCUCGGUUCGAGCGCGCGGUGAGCGCGAAAGGUUACGUUAUCUAAAGUGACGUGGCCUUCGGGACGCGCGAGCGAACGAAGAAACGACGAAACGACGCCGCGGCGCGCGCGCACGUGACGGGCAUCGAACGAAAUCGACUUCAUAGUGAGUGUUCGAAGUUCGUGCUCCGAUGACGCGCGCGCGUUGAUGGUGAAUCGUGAUGUUGUUUAGUUUUUUACGCGGCGCCGGCGAGGGAGCGCGAACAGACCGCGUUUGUAGUGUGACCACGUUUUAUGAUUGUCGCUAUGAA
Messenger RNA from Ostreococcus lucimarinus CCE9901, 458 nucleotides. RefSeq lists its product with no specific name. Bases 1 to 156 code for a protein of 51 amino acids. NCBI's taxonomy places the organism in Eukaryota, Viridiplantae, Chlorophyta, Mamiellophyceae, Mamiellales, Bathycoccaceae. The record is from RefSeq and is a predicted model, not a curated record. The transcript has a single exon.